CCUCGAACUGCCUCCUGUUGCUUAAGUCCGUUUACCUCCUGGGUUGAACUCGAAGGUUGCAAUAAACCCGAAUGUCCGACAAGUACAAAAUGCUCCAAGAAAUGCUGCUGUCGGGGUCUUCCCACCACUUCUUUUCAAGGCAUCCUGAUGGUUGGAGAACCAACCAUGACGAUUGCGCAACAGGAUCACAUCCUCCCAACCGACUCCGAGGGGAGUGACGGCCAAAGCAGGCCGCAGGCCUUGAGUGACUGUGGAAGUACGCCGCCAAAUGGGGGACUCCGAGCCUGGUUACAGGUCUUGGCCUCGUUCUUCCUCUUCUUCAACACAUGGGGAAUCAUCAAUGCCUAUGGAGCCUAUCAAACCUUCUAUGAAGAGACGCUCCUCCCCACCACCACCGCCUCCACCAUCUCCUGGAUCGGCUCUCUACAAUCGUUCCUCAUCAUGUUUCUCGGCGUCCUGUCCGGCCCCGUAUACGACGCGGGCUACCUCUUCCCCCUGUUAUACACCGGCUCGUUUCUGGUCGUCUUCGGGCACAUGAUGCUCAGUCUCUGCCACGAGUUCUGGCAAAUCCUCCUAGCCCAGUCCUUCUGCAUCGGCAUUGGAGCCGGUCUCCUCUUUGUCCCCAGCGUUGCCAUUCUCUCGACGUACUUUACCACCAAACUACCGUUCGCCGUCGGGAUCGCCGCCUCGGGCUCCAGCGUCGGCGGCGUCAUCUACCCCAUCAUGCUCCGAAACCUGCAAUCAGAAGUCGGGUUCGGCUGGUCCGUCCGGAUCACCGGGUUUAUCGCGUUAUUUGGCCUAUCCAUAUCGUGUAUCUCGAUGAAAGUCCGUGUCCUCCCCGCGACCCGCCGGAAAAUGGUCGAUUUGGCGGCCUUUCGUGAAGUCCCAUAUGCAUCCUUUGUGUUUGGGAUGUUUCUCUGCUUUAUGGGGCUGUACACCCCUUUUUACUACGUCCAGUCCGUGGCCAGCGACGAGAACCUCGUUCCCUCCAAUCUCGUCUUCUACCUUCUCCCGAUUAUCAAUGCCGCCUCGACCUUUGGCCGUCUUCUUCCGGGAUACAUCUCUCAAAUCACCGGAACAUUCAACAUCCUGAUUCCGGGUGCUAUCCUCUCCGGGGUCCUGGUGUUAUGUUUGAUCGCCGUCCACUCCGAGGGGCCUCUUCUCGUGAUCUGUAUCCUGUAUGGCUUCUUCUCGGGCUCGCUGGUUUCCUUAUCAGCCCCGAUCCUGGUUCUUCUGACUCCCGACAAGGGAGCGGUGGGAACGAGAAUGGGGAUGUGUUUUACGUUCAUGGGGAUCGCGUUGUUGAUUGGGACGCCGAUUGCCGGGGCGAUUAUGGAUCAGGACGGAGCGAGGUCGCUUUGGGUGUAUGGGGGUGUUUUCACCCUGGUGGGGGGUGGUGUUUUGGGGUUCGCCAAGUUGAGUUGGGUGAACUGGGUGGGAUUUCGAAGGGCUUCGUUACCUGUCGCUGCCAAUGGUGCCCAGUCUGACUGA
Molecule: messenger RNA, 1491 nt
Organism: Aspergillus ibericus CBS 121593
Lineage: Eukaryota; Fungi; Ascomycota; Eurotiomycetes; Eurotiales; Aspergillaceae
Product: major facilitator superfamily protein
Exons: 2
Coding region: 148-1491 (447 amino acids)
Biological process (GO): transmembrane transport
Cellular component (GO): fungal-type vacuole membrane
Molecular function (GO): transmembrane transporter activity
Source: RefSeq, a predicted model, not a curated record